Myxocyprinus asiaticus (Chinese sucker) is the source of this 3312-nucleotide messenger RNA. RefSeq names its product neuropilin and tolloid-like protein 2. Bases 187 to 1800 code for a protein of 537 amino acids. The transcript has 10 exons. The record is from RefSeq and is a predicted model, not a curated record. Gene Ontology annotation, molecular function: protein binding. Lineage: Eukaryota; Metazoa; Chordata; Actinopteri; Cypriniformes; Catostomidae.
UGGCCGUUUCUGCAACGGUCUCAGCUUCAAGAGUUUAAUUUUCGCAUUUCCAACAGGAAAAAUACAUUUCUUUAGUAGUGAAAUCUGCCUCAGAGCCGUGUUGUUGCAGAUUAACUUUCUGUGUUUGAAAAUGUAAACAACAACAAAAGAAUCCAAGGAGAGCAAAAGUGUUCAGUCAAAGCGGAAAUGCAAGAGGUCUUGGUUUUGCUUGUCCUGAUAGAAGAGGGUUUUGCAUUGGCACAGAAAACUCAAGCAUUGCCUCAGAAUGUGGCUGUUGAGGAUAAGAAACCCGCUCACUGUGGAACUUUGAUCCAGACAGCUAAUGGAGGAUCAUUCAGUUCUCCAAAUUACCCCAACACCUACCCACCAAACAAGGAGUGUGUUUACAUACUGGAGGCCCACCCACGGAAGAGAAUCAAGCUCGACUUCGAUGACAACUACUACAUCGAGCCUUCCUUUGAGUGUCGGUUUGACAACAUUGAAAUUCGCGAUGGGCCGUUUGUUUUCUCUCCGUUGAUUAAUCGUUUCUGUGGGGCACAGAGUCCAGGUGUGGUCACCUCCUCAGGACGGUUCAUGUGGAUCAGGUUUAUCAGUGAUGAGGAGUUGGAAGGACAGGGAUUCAGGGUGGAGUACUCAUUUACUGCAGACCCUGAUUUUCAUCUUCAUGUCGGAGGGCUUUUAAAUCCUAUUCCAGACUGUCAGUUUGAAAUGUCUGGAUCAGAUGGUAUAAUCAGAUCCAGUCAAGUUGAGGAGGAAAACAAAGUGAAAUCAGGGGAAGCAGUAGAUUGUAUAUGGACCAUUCGAGCUCCACCAAUGUCAAAGAUCUAUCUGCGCUUUCUGGACUAUCAGUUGGAGAACUCAAAUGAGUGUAAAAAAAACUUUGUCGCGAUCUACGAAGGCAGCAAUGCCAUUGAAGACCUGAAAGCCAAGUUCUGUAGCACUGUUGCUAAUGACGUCACGGUUGACAACGCUGUGGGCGUGGUACGAAUGUGGGCCGACGAGACCAGCAGACUGAGUCGGUUCCGUAUGCUCUUCACAGUGUUUUCUGAACCUCCAUGUUCGGCCAACGCAUUUUUCUGUCACAGCAACAUGUGUAUCAACAACACUCUGGUCUGUAAUGGCGUUCAGAACUGUGUGUACCCCUGGGACGAGAACAACUGCAAAGAAAAGAAGUCUAAAGGUUUUUUCCUGCAAAUGAGCAAAACCCAUGUCACUGCCAUUGGAGUGGCCUCUGGUGUGGUCUUUCUCCUCCUAAUCAUAUCUGUAUUUAUACAGAUGAAGCAGCCGAGAAAGAAGGUUUUGAAUCGUAAGGGUUUGUUCAGCAUGACAGAGAUGCAGGAGGUGCUGGAGCCGCCUCAGUAUGAGCUGUUCUCUUUGCGUGAAGCCGAGCUGCCAGAGAUGCUGACGGAGGAGCUGGAGAGCCAGAAGAAUCUCCGGCGAUCUUCCAGCACAUCCCGCUGCGUCCAUGAGCAUCACUGUGGCAUGCAGGGCAACAUCGCCUCCAGAGCGCAUCAUCUCUCACAGGCGUCUGAGGAGCUGAGCGGGGCUGUAGGAGCCAGAGGCUGGGGCAGUUUACAUGGACGCAGGAGCAGCUCACGCACUACCUCUUUCACGCACGGUCCGCAUGCUUACAGCGCACAGAGCCUGCGUGAGGCGCUAGAGGAUGGGGAGGUGAGUCUGGAGAGCCGAGUGAUGGAGGAGAUUGGGUACAAUGAUAGUUACGCCCAUGGAGGUCGUGCCAUUAUGGUGCGUAACCAUUCAAACCCUGUUCAGCAGCGUUCCCUCUCCAUGGACUUCUGAGUGAUGAAGAAGUCAGCUGACACUUUUUGUCACAUGUAAAAAUACAAUAAUAUAAUGCAUAAAUAACUGUAAAUGUUGCCCACAGCCUUUGCAGAUUUCGAUCAGUGUUCAUGAUGUCAUCAAAGUCGUCUUUAGGUACAUCAGUUAGGCUUUGUUGACACACAGAAAAAUCAUUACAAAUAAUUAGUGUUGGGAACCGAGAACCGGUUAUUAUAUAUUAUGAGCUUCUUUUGAAUCUGCAGCGUGAAACAGACAACUUGAACAGCGUAGACCGAUUCCUGAACGAAUGAAUCUUAUGAGCUGGUUCUUUUGAACCUAUAUUGUGACACAUACAGCGCAAACAGCGUAGUCCGAUUCUCGAACGAGUGAAUCUUAUGAGCUUGUUCUUUUGAAUCUGCAGCUCGAAAAAGACAGCGUGAUCAGUGUAGUCCAAUUCCUGAACUAAUGAAUCUUUUGGCCCGGUUCUUUUGAAUCUAUAUCACAAAAUAUACAGCGCAAACAGCGUAGUCUGAUUCUCGAAAGAAUUAAUCGUAUGAGCCGGUUCUUUUGAAUCUGUAGUGCGAAACAUACAGCAUUAACAAUGUAGUCCAAUUCCCGAACUAAUGACUCUUAUGAGCUGGUUCUUUUUAAUCUAUAGCGUGAAAUAUACAGUGCGAACAGUGUAGUCCGAUUUUCGAACAAAAGACUCUUAUAAGUCGAUUCUUUUGAAUCUAUAUCGCGAAACAUACAGCGCAAACAGCAUAGUCCGAUUCUUGAACGAAUGAAUCUUAUGAGCUUGUUCUUUUGAAUCUGCAGCUCGAAAAAGACAGCGUGAACAGUGUAGUCCAGUUCUCGAACGAAUGAAUCUUAUGAGCCGGUUCUUUUGAAUCUGCAGCUCGAAAAAGACAGUGUGAACAGUGUAGUCCAAUUCUCGAAACGAAUGAAUCUUAUGAGCCGGUUCUUUUUAAUCUGCAGCUCGAAAAAGAUAGCGUGAACAGUGCAGUCCAAUUCUUGAACGAAUGAAUCUUAUGAGCCGGUUCUUUUGAAUCUGAGGUCGAAAAAGACAGGGUAAACAGUGUAGUCCAGUUCUCUAACGAAUUAAUCUUAUGAGCCGGUUCUUUUGAAUCUGCAGCUCGAAAAAGACAGCGUGAACAGUGCAGUCCAAUUCUCGAACGAAUGAAUCUUAUGAGUCGGUUCUUUUGAAUCUGAGCUCAAAAAAGACAGUGUGAACAGUGCAGUCCAAUUCUCGAACAAAUGAAUCUUAUGAGCCGGUUCUUUUGAAUCUGAGCUCAAAAAAGACAGUGUGAACAGUGCAGUCCAAUUCUCGAACGAAUGAAUCUUAUGAGCCGGUUCUUUUGAAUCUGCAGCUCGAAAAAGACAGCGUGAACAGUGCAGUCCAAUUCUCGAACGAAUGAACCUUAUGAGCCGGUUCUUUUGAAUCUGAGCUCCAAAAAGACAGCGUGAACAGUGCAGUCCAAUUCUCAAUCGAAUUAAUCUUAUGAGCCGGUUCUUUUGAAUCUGAGCUCCAAAAAG